CAUGUGCUUCGACCAGCGGCCAGAGCUUCGACGCGGGAGGCACACGGGCGUCUUCCUUGACAGGGCUACCCCCGCGUACGAGGGCAUCUUGCUGGACGGCCCUUCGCCGCGUCGCAUUGACGUCGAGGACCUGGGGGCAUGCGGCGCAGCCCGUGCAGCUAGCCCUUCCGGCGCGCGGUGCGCGCGCCCGAAAUUGGCGAGGUGCAAUUUCCACGCGCUGCUCAGUGACUCCUGGCCCGAGGACGCGGAGCCGCUCCCGUCGACGGACUUUUCCCUUGAGGUGAACGCGCUGGAGAAGCCGCGUGGCCACCUGUCCGAGUCGCGCAGGCUCGCUGUCGCGCGGCACUUCUUGGUCACCGUGGCAGGCAGCCAGCAAAAGUUGUUGGCUGGGCUCUAUCAGGGUAUCGACCGCGAGGAUUGCGUGCGCCUGGGUUACGCCAGGCACGUCGAGGAUGAGUUUGCUCUCCUGGUGCGCCAGAAGACCGCCGGAGAUCUCGCAUCGUGGUGGGUGUCUCGCACGGUCGACCGCCCGUCGCUGGUUGUAGGCCCGGCGGCUACUCGGCGGAUCCGCCAUAUCCCUGCGAUGUCUGGCACGCCCGCGUCCGAGGGCGGCCCGCGCGUGCGUCCUGGCGCUGGCGGCGCGCGCCGUUUCCAGUUGCCGAGCGCAGGGUCCAUGGCGCCGCCGGGCCACGCAUGGCGCGCCUCCCGCUUCCCCCUCGUCUCGUCGAGGCGCGAGGCUUCGGAUUUGGACCCGGUGGGCGUAGCUCGUUCUGCGAGGCGCAGGGCGGGGCCUGCGGCCCGCCAGCCCGCCUGCCGCAUCGAGGUGUUCCCAGGAUAUUCACUUGCAGAGAUCCUCGGCCCCGGCUGGCGCCGGCGGCGCGGGGUCGGCCUCGAGCGCGCCAUGAUUCAGAUCCCGAGCGAAGACGAGGACGACGUGCCGCGCGAUCUGCGCGUUUACCUUCCACGGGGCAAUCGCUCGGGGCGACGGGCCCUGCGCGGGUGCGACGGGGGAUUCGCGAUGCAGCAUCCUGACUGCCGCCUCUUGGAUGCCCUGAACGCCAUCGGCAGCCCUGCGCUGUGCGGGCGGACGGGCUCUUGCGCCUUGAACGAGGCAGAGCGCGCGAUGGGCCUGUUCGGCGCGGGUGGCCGCCGCUCGAGACCUCGGUCGGCCAGGGGCUCGCGGGAGGAGCGCAGCGUCGUUGUCUACGGUGGCGCGCUCGAUCAUCCAAG
Prorocentrum cordatum is the source of this 1230-nucleotide messenger RNA. The record is from the annotation of a GenBank genome assembly. Lineage: Eukaryota; Dinophyceae; Prorocentrales; Prorocentraceae.